Messenger RNA from Ciona intestinalis (vase tunicate), 2658 nucleotides. The record is from RefSeq. NCBI's taxonomy places the organism in Eukaryota, Metazoa, Chordata, Ascidiacea, Phlebobranchia, Cionidae.
CUUGAAUAUAUAUUGGAUAUAAAAAAGAAAAAAGAAAACAUCAUUUGCGGAGCCGCUUGGUCUUGGACCAAACGAAACAAACAAGCCAGGCUAUUUCGGCGAUUCCUCAGUCAGUCCUUCACCGUUGGUCGUUUCGGUUUCGAGUUCGGCACACCACGUCGGGGAUCCAGCCGCCCAAGUCUAUUCGACCGGAGAAGGGUGCUUCGUGCCCGGCCGAAUGCAGUCGGAGCUGCCCGGUCUUAAUAUGUACGCCGGACCAGGCGGAUCAUCGGCUCUAAACUCGCCGGCAAACUAUGGCGGAGUUCCCGCCGCCGUAGGAAGUGCGCCCGGCCUCGUCCCACCCCAUUACGGAUCAACAGGAAUGGACCAUUCGCCCUACUACUCGUCCCUGGCGCCAGCUUAUGAUAUGAAGCCGGGUGGUACGGACGUCUGGGGUGGAAGCUACGGACAAGCACCACCGGGAUAUUACCCUUACGAGAACACGUUUGGAAGCCAGUACCCAUACGACAGAUACUGUGGAGUCGACAUGAAUGACGGUGUCAGACGUAAGAACGCAACCAGGGAAUCCACUAACACACUGAAAGCUUGGCUUCAGGAACACAAGAAGAAUCCCUACCCCACCAAAGGCGAGAAAAUAAUGCUCGCCAUUAUAACUAAAAUGACUCUGACCCAGGUGUCGACUUGGUUCGCGAACGCGCGUCGUCGCCUCAAGAAGGAAAACAAAAUGACGUGGGUCCCAAAGAACCGCUCCAAUGAAAACGCGAGUUCUACCGACGAGAAGAAAAUAGACCCUGAUGACGACGACAGCAACUCACAAAACCAAGAUUGUGAUGACAAAAUCGAUGCUGACCAGUCCCUAGAUUCCGAUGACUCAGCAGAAAGGGAGGUAACAAGCACAAACGACAAUGACGUAACCAACACACCCUACUCACGUGAUAGUGGUGUAUAUGGAGGGGAAAAGAGCGAAGACUUAAAUGUGUCAGACCAAAACGAUCAACAGUUGGGUCAAGGAAAAGACUUUUCAAGCACGUACCAACAACCAAGCGACGUUGGUUUUGAGCGACCCGCAAUGCCAACAGACACUGUGCAAAGAUAUGGCCCGACCGACGCUUCCAGGAUCUGGUCGCCUAUUAACGAUAUUGGUAGCGGAUCUUCGUACCCGACAAAGUGCCCGGACAAUGUCGGAGAUUCUCAUUUGAACCUUCCUCCGUCGUUCCGUGGUUCCUACAGCGACGAUCAGUUCUCUGCCAUCAGUCGUCCGCAGCAAACUCCAUCAGCAGUCAGUCCUUCCAUGAUAAGCGGGGUUGACCUUCCUGGAAGAAUCGGUGAGUGCAGAUACCCGUCUGUUCAGAACUGGGUGGACGGGGUAUACCACAGCGCGAUCCCGCCGACCCCAGACCCGGAUUCGACAACUUGCCAUCCAAUUUCAGCGGAAAGGAGAGAUUCGAUUGACGGAAGAAUCGAAGUCGAUCGUUUGCAAGGAGUGUCGCCUUCCUCCCCUCAUUUCCAACACCAGCAGUUCCCAUGCAAACAAUUACCAACUCAAAACCCGCACCUAACUGUGAACGAUAACGAACACUACACCUACCACGAGCGCAGAGUUCCUACCGACAGCGUUGGAAGUCCAGGCAACCUCCAUGGUCAAGUUGCGCCUCCAUCCUACCAAAUGUUUGGAUUUAACAGCCAACUACAAGGCCUUGGAACUGGGGACUAUUACCACGACGAGCGCAUGGCAGCGCAGUCUUCAGCCGAAGCGAGACUGGGCUACUACAACCCCCAAAGAUCCGCCGACCCACGUCAGGAUAUGAACUCGCAACAACAACAAGGUCGCAUACACAACGUAUACCACCCUGGCGACCCAAAGCCGUCAGUCCUCGCCUCACCCUCGUCGGCGUCCGGUAGUUCGCCGGCUUCGCGGCAACUCUGUCCCGGAGAGCAAUCGUUGGCGAGUCGACUUGUCCCCAGUUCUUACCACGCCAAUCCCGGGAUGUCCGUUUCGGCAACAAACCCAAGUAUUUUCUCUGGUCAAUAUUACCAGAUGANCGGAGACCUUACAAAGCGAGGACACUCACAUACCAGCAACACACCCUCCAAUAACUACAUGAUGGUUUGUGGUAACGGAGUUGACCAAAGAAACAUGGACGCCACGCAGGGAUUUCAAAAUCCUUUAAACACUCAACACAACAGCUACAACCGGUCGCCAUUGCCAUCGAAUAGUCCCCAUACGGAGUUGAUAAUGUCGCCACGAGACGGGGACGAACUAAGGGAAAUGCAAGCAGCUGAGACCUUGACCAAUCUAUCCACAAGGUGAUGCUGUAGGUAGCUACGGUACCAGGGUUGGACCUGGCCACGAAUUGGCGCCGUUGGCCGAACGAACAUGGCUGAAAUACGUCAUCUUAACAGAAAUAAUUCACCGUUAGUAAGAUGGGCGGAGAACCAGCUGCAAGGCCAAGCCAACAUUCCCGCUGUAUAAUGUUCCUAAUAUACGUGGUUAUGCCUGACCGGUAUACCACGUAUACCGGUAUACCAGGGCGCGAUGUACCGAAGAUACUCACUGGGGUGUGGGAAAAUUUAAUUAAUUUUAAAGUGUUGUUAUUUCUUUUAAGUUAAUUCAACCUGCUGUAAUCAUUGCGUUAUUACAAAGAACAAAAAAUGAAA